This is a messenger RNA of Boleophthalmus pectinirostris (great blue-spotted mudskipper), 1131 nucleotides long. RefSeq names its product urotensin-2 receptor 3 (gene uts2r3). Gene Ontology annotation, biological process: blood vessel diameter maintenance; neuropeptide signaling pathway; regulation of blood pressure. The coding region runs from base 1 to 1131 and encodes 376 amino acids. The record is from RefSeq and is a predicted model, not a curated record. Lineage: Eukaryota; Metazoa; Chordata; Actinopteri; Gobiiformes; Gobiidae. Gene Ontology annotation, cellular component: membrane. Gene Ontology annotation, molecular function: urotensin II receptor activity. The transcript has a single exon.
AUGGACCUCUCCAGCCCAAUACCACCGUCCACAGUCACCAUCUCCCCAAACAUGUCUGUGCCAUCGUCCUCUCCAUCUGAGUCUCUGUCUCCCAGCCCGGCCUCCACAGCUCUGUUCUGCUCACUUCUGUCCCUACUGUCUCUGCUCGGCAUCUUGGGAAAUCUCUACACUCUGGGGCUUCUGCUGAGGCGCAGGAGAAGCAGGAGGAGACAUGGAGGAGUCACAUGCUGCUUUGUGCGAGCUCCGCUGCCACGGUGCCUGUCCAGCUCUACGUCCCCGACCUCCUCCCCUGUGUCCUCCUCCUCCUCCACCUCCUCUCUGUACCUGCAGGUGCUGAGCCUGGCCUGUGCAGACCUGCUGUACCUGUUCACGGCCCCCUUCAUCGUGUACGACAGCCUGGCGUCUGGGUGGGCCUUUGGGGAGCUGGGCUGCCGUCUGCUCCUGAGUUUGGACCUGCUUACGAUGCACGCCUCCAUCUUCACCCUCACAGCUAUGAGCCUUGACCGGUACCGCGCUGUGGCCCACCCUCUGCACACCUCCUCCACAAACUCAUCUGGACUGUUGCGUGUGGCUCUGGCCUGGGGGCUGGCGGUGGCCCUCAGUCUGCCCAUGAUGAUCACUCUGCACCUGGAGGACGGGGGCGAGCAGGAGGGACAGCUGUGUGUGCCCGCAUGGGACGAGCAAAGCUCCAAGGCCUAUCUGAGCGUCCUCUUCUGCACUAGUAUCCUAGGCCCGGGUCUGGCCAUAGGCGCUCUGUAUGCCACUCUCGGCCGGCUGUACUGGGUGUCUCAGACCAAACCAGUGUGGGCCAGUGGGAACAGCAGUGCCAGCUCUCCUCGAGCUCCUAAACCCAAAGUCCUGCUCCUCAUCCUGGGCAUUGUACUGGCCUUCUGGGCUUGCUUCCUGCCCUUCUGGGUGUGGCAACUGCUGCCUCUGUACCAGCCUGACAUGUUAAGGACUGUCCCUGUGGGGACGCAGGUCACUGUGAACCGCAUCCUGACGAGUCUGACCUAUGGGAACUCCUGUGUGAACCCGUUUUUCUACACUCUGCUCACGGGCAAACGCAAACGCAGCCCCCAGACUCUGAACACCGUCAACACGCUGUGCCGUAAGAGCAGCCCUCCGCAGUAG